GACACAGAGAGAAAGAGAGAGGGAAAGCCGGUCUGCGGAGAUUCGGAGUUGCUUUGCUUUCCUGAUUCCUCCAACAGGACUUUUCCCCCCCCUCCUCCAGACAUUGGGCAUUGACAUUACUACAGACAAGCCGGUUAGAGAAGAAAACGCCAUAUCCCGAGUGUCAGGAGGGGGUGGGGAGGGGUGGCGAAGAAGAUUUGGUGUGUGUGUUUCUUUUUUCUUUUUUUUCCCCCCCGCUUUUUUUUUUUUUGUCUUUUCUCCUUUUAAAAUUCUUGCUGUGUUGGAACUAGCGAGCAGUCUAAAGCAAGGAAGUCUCGAAAGCCUCAUCAUUCAUCAGCACUGUCAGGAAUAGUGGUUUAAGAGGAAGAAAGGCCUGGGGCACUACACCCUGUCAACGAGUUCCCUGCAUCGGAGAUAAAGAUUCCAGCUACAUGGGCAAACGCUUGGAACAGCAACCAAUGUACCCCCAGUACACUUACUACUACCCUCAUUAUCUCCAAACCAAGCAGUCCUAUGCACCAGCUCCCCAUCCCAUGGCUCCUCCCAGCCCCAGCACAAACAGCAGCAGCAACAACAGCAGCAACAACAGCAGCGGAGAACAGUUGAGUAAAACCAACUUGUACAUUCGAGGCCUUCCACCCGGCACCACGGACCAGGACCUUAUCAAGCUGUGCCAGCCGUAUGGGAAAAUUGUAUCCACAAAGGCAAUUCUUGACAAAAACACGAAUCAGUGCAAGGGUUAUGGUUUUGUGGAUUUUGACAGUCCAGCAGCAGCACAGAAAGCAGUAGCAUCGCUGAAAGCAAAUGGCGUGCAAGCCCAGAUGGCGAAGCAACAAGAACAAGAUCCCACAAAUCUGUACAUCUCAAACUUACCCAUUUCUAUGGAUGAGCAAGAGCUGGAGAACAUGCUGAAACCCUUUGGACACGUCAUUUCCACCAGAAUAUUGAGAGAUGCUAAUGGAGUCAGCAGAGGAGUUGGCUUCGCCAGGAUGGAGUCUACAGAAAAAUGUGAAGUAGUAAUUCAGCAUUUUAAUGGAAAAUAUCUGAAAACACCACCAGGCGUUCCAGCCCCCACUGAGCCUUUGCUGUGCAAAUUCGCUGAUGGAGGGCAAAAGAAGCGACAGAAUCAAAGCAAAUAUACACAGAAUGGAAGGCCGUGGCCAAGGGAAGGAGAGGCCGGCAUGGCUUUGACCUAUGACCCUACAGCUGCUAUACAGAAUGGAUUUUAUUCUUCACCGUACAGUAUUGCAACAAACCGCAUGAUUCCACAGACAUCUAUCACGCCAUUCAUUGCUGCUUCCCCUGUCUCUACAUAUCAGGUCCAGAGCACUUCAUGGAUGCCUCAUCCACCAUAUGUUAUGCAACCAACAGGUGCUGUGAUAACGCCAACAAUGGACCACACUAUGUCAGUGCAGCCAGCAAGUAUGAUGGGCCCCCUGACACAACAGAUGAAUCACCUUUCCUUGGGCACAACAGGAACGUAUAUGACUGCUGCUGCGCCUAUGCAAGGGACCUACAUUCCCCAGUACACUCCUGUGCCUCCAGCAGCUGUUCCUAUUGAAGGUGUUGUUGCUGAUACCUCUCCCCAGGCAGUAGCACCUUCAUCACAGGAAGCCAGUGGUCAACAGCAACAAAUGGCAGUGGAAACAUCUAGUGAGCACGCGCCUGCAUACUCCUACCAACAGUCUAAACAAUAAACAGGACUGAAGAAUGUCGGUCUGAAAACUUUGCCUUGAACGGAGAAACUUCACUGAACAAGAAGUUGGCUUCCAGUUUGCACAGGCGUCAACCGAAUGCUUUUUUUUCUUUUCAUUUUCUACUUUACCCAACGAAAACAAAGUGUUUUUAUGUGCUGUGCAAAAGGUUCCUUCAUGUAGUCUGACAGUUUUAUUUUUGCUAUAAUUUUUUUUAAUUAAAGAAAAAACCCAGAGGAAAAAAAAAACACUGGGGGUUGACAUUUCAUCUGGAUGAACAUUUGAAUUCAGAAUUUACCUGGAGGUGUAGAUAGAUUUUUUUUUCUUUUCUUUUGAAAACAGCAAACCUGAUGAUGUCAAGAGGGAGCGAGCCGAGAUGAAAACUAAUUGUCUUCCUCAAUAAUUAAGCUCUUUCUCUUUUUUUUUUCUUGUUUAAAUCUAGUGGGUUGGUUUUUUAUUAUUUUUCUUAGAAAUGUUUAGGUAAGGUUUAUCUCGAAUCUUAAUUGCCUUAAUUUUAAGGACGUCAAAGGCUCUCGGGGCAAGCUGUCAACGUCUUGUUAGAAAACCAAGAAGGAAUGGAAAUAUUGCUUAGUGCCAGUUUCAACUGGCACCGAAGUUUAAUAGACUAUGAGUUUUUAGAGUGAAAAAAUAAACUGUACAGUUUAAAAGAAAAUGCUUUUCUUCUUUUGAAGAAAAUUUGUUGAUAAAGAAACUGUGGCAACUUCAAGAAUUGGAAAAUGCUGGGACUUUGAUGAACUUUGUCUUAAAUGUUGACAGAAAUCAUUCUAGAAGGCUAAAGCAUUUUACAGUAAAGUUAUUGACAUUGGGAAAAAACUGCAUUAUGAAUAAUGCGGGGUUUUGGGGCAGAAUGCAGAUUUUUUUUUAUUUACAAAGCGUGAUCGCUAGCAAAAACAUUAGUGCUUUUUAUCUGCCGUCUUUUUUAUGAGCUUUAAGAAGUUUUUAGUCUGCUUUGCUUGUCACAUUGCAAAACCUAGCUUAAGAGCAUUAAAAAAAACCAAGUAGAUAGGAGCUUAUGGUCAAAAAAGUGCAAAAAAAAAAGCAAUAGAUAGAAGAAAUUGUUGACAAUUUCUGUAGUCUUUCCUAGUUGUGAUCAAAUGCAGCCUAUGGAUGGCCUAUUUUAUACCAAAGAUGAAGUGACACCCUAACGCAGUCCAGAAGAUAGAGGUUUUUGUUUUUUGAGUUUGUUUGUUUUUUUCGUUGUUUUUUAAAAUCUUUAUUUGACCGACAUGGCCGGACCAGUUCUUACUUUCUUGUUUGUUUAAACUAUCUUCCACUGGUGUUUUACAUACUACAAGUGUUUCUAAAGAAAAGCGCAUUUUAGUUGGUCCUAGGAGCCUGUACCUGCUGUGUUAAACAGAGAAUUGCAGUGUGAAGAGGUUUGAGUACCAACUCGUAGCCAGAUGGGCUUUCAUUUCUCUGUUAUUUUCUCUGUCGCAAUGUCUGAUCCCUUGCAUGGUGAAACCUAUCUAGGGAAGUCCUUGUAUUGGAAAGACACCAGCCUCAAAGGCGGAAAUGUCUUAGAACAGAUUUUAGGUUAUUUGCUAGAAAGAAUUUGUCUUCGAAGCCACCUGUCCAACAGGCUGCAGUUGUGAGGAAGAGCAGAUGGAAUCCUUUAAGCAGGUUUCCCCGUGUCUGUAACUACAGUCUUCCUUCUGAAUCUCGCCACAUUGUGGGUUCAACUCUUCUCCUCGGUGUUUGCCGUCCUCCAGCAUGACUAGCCACCCUGAAUCAUCAACGCUGAGUUUUUGCCCCCUGCAUCUUUGUUGCCUUGAGAUUCCAGAGAGAGCAAAUGUGUGCAAGUUUCCCGACUUAAGUCUCUUCGGCAAGUAGGAAAAUCAAGAAUGACUCCUCUCCGGUGCAAUUUUUGGUACGCUUUCAAUAUGCUGGUUGACAAUCAUGAUUUAGUGUGAUGAAGGGGGAAGAGAUGGAUUCUGCCGCACUUUAGGGUGCACCAGUAAAGCCAAAGGAAUGGUGCUUGCAUUUGCUUGCUGAAGGAUCGGGACAAAACCGAAUGAAAUGAUACAGUUUUACAUGUUUAUAUCAAGAAGUCAUGGGGAGAAAUUGUGAUCUUUUCUCCAAAAGCAAAGUCAGUUGUUGAAGGGUGCUCAGUAGGAGAAUUGUUUUUUGACCGAAGCAUGGAUCCAAGAAAAAAAGACAACGAAUUGCAACAAAAGAAAAAUAGGAAAUGUGAAACAGGGUAAUCCUUUUUUAAAACGAAUGUUAAAUCUUAUUCCCAUUACAGAAGCCUGUUUCCAAGGCCCCAGUUCCAAACCCGAUCUCAAAUCCCACAGAUUAAAAUCCAACGGAAUUUUUUUUUAGUUUUAUAGUGACAGUGUAGCUAAUCUCGAUUUCAAACUAGAGAAGGGUGCCCAAGCCAAUGGCUGCUAUGUAUGCAACACGCAAAACCAACAGAGGAAUCAAAUCUCAGCUGGUGACUCGCACAGCAAUGAUUUCCCACUUUUCAGAUAGAACUUUAUAUUUUCACUUGACUCAUCUCCUUCCCUGUUAUUAUUUGCAUUUAAUGAAUGCCGCUUUGGUUCUAGCAUUGAAGAGGGUGUGCCCCAAUUGGUGGGGUACAGAAAAAAUUCAAGCUAGCCUUAUUUUCUUCCUCUUUUCACUCUCUGAACUCUUUGUAUAAAUAGGGAUUGUCCCUGGGCAUAAUUCAGUUGAAUAUGAAAUAAACCCAUUUUGUUCUGUAUCUGUAUAAAUACUAAUGUGACACAAAGAAAAGUCUCAUUCCCUAUCGACAAUGAGGCUACGUGAGGUAGCUACCAUGUGGCUGAUGAAUAUGCUGAGGUAACUUCCUGUUUCUAUUCAAAACUCUGCUGCUUUAUUUAUGCAUUCAAAUACCUUUUUUUAAUUUUUAUUUUCAUCUACAAAAGAAAAAGAAUCUCAACGUUUUUAUUAAGCCAGUUCAGGCAAACGGAGAUCACUCUGUCUAUCAUUUUAACUGUCUGUGUGCAUUUUUUUGUGAGCAUUGUCUAAAUCGUGCCAUACUGUGAAGUAUCUCACUUUAAACCAAAAAGAAAAAGAGGAAAACAAAAGAUCCCUCCGCCCUGCCGGAAUUACCUUUUCCCUGUCAACCCGCUUAUCUGUGAGUAGGUCCUUACCUCUCACCCCAGAAAAACUCCAGGUUCCCAACGUAGGUGAUGCUGAGGAAAGAAGUGUUCUUCUUUGACUCAAGAGAAGGAAACUGCCCCCAUCUCCCACCCCUAUUGUGGCCCCGAUCCCAUCCAGCAGCGAUGUUAGCACAAUGCAGGAGCCCCAUUCUGGGCACAAAUCAAAGCCAAUUUCUUUGAGGCUCGGGGUGGUCAGGUUGAUGAGGGUUUGUUCGUGUGUUUCUAUGCUUUGUCGUGCUGUAAGUAGCAAGGCCUGACGGUUCCUGGCAAAGUCUUAAGGCUUUGGGGCCUGACCUAACCAUCAGGAAACAAACUCAAAUCCUUGUACUGAACUGCGGAAACACUUUCCAUCACAUCCAAAUCUUGUAUAUAAUUGAAGAACUAGGAACGGGUGUUAUUUUCAAAUAUGGCAGGCGAGGUCAGGAAAAAUGGGCGCCCUAACCGGGGCCUUUCCUUAAAAAGUCAAGAUGAUGACAAACAGUGAGAAGCCAAACAACAUGCCACAGAGUCCCUCGCACGACAUCCCUAUACCUGUUUAGGCCCAUGCCAGUCUUACCUAGGAGCCUCGAGGAUUCUCUUGCCUAUCCGACUCCAGUUUGGCCAGCUCUUCCUAAUUUAUCUCGACUAUUGGCUGCCAUCUUCCGUAGAACAGACUUGCUUUGUCCGUAGCAGAGAGUGGCCCGUUUUGAACAGACUCCAUUUUAUUAAAUGGCGCCUGCUUUCAUGGUAUCUUCGUGGUCGCCAAGGGACUUGAGCUGUCUAUUUCUGAUAGUUCAUAAAGCUAAUGUAACAUAAAACUAGAAGCAUAUUAGAACAAUUUUGUCAUGUUCUGAUGUGGGUGCAUGCACAACUGUGGAAAGUAAGAGUUGGUGAUCAGUUGAGAAGCAUUUUGAAGUGGGCUUGUGUUAAAUGGGUUUUUACAUGACUGAAAAUCAAAUAGAAGGGUAUUAUUUAUGUAUUUGUGUGUACCAAAAUUCAGCAAAUUUGAGGAAGCCUGCAUUGUAAUAAAGUUUAUUUUUAAUAUGUCAUAGUA
Molecule: messenger RNA, 5867 nt
Organism: Tachyglossus aculeatus (Australian echidna)
Lineage: Eukaryota; Metazoa; Chordata; Mammalia; Monotremata; Tachyglossidae
Gene: RBMS3
Product: RNA binding motif single stranded interacting protein 3
Exons: 14
Coding region: 432-1697 (421 amino acids)
Cellular component (GO): ribonucleoprotein complex; cytosol; nucleus
Molecular function (GO): mRNA 3'-UTR binding; poly(A) binding; poly(U) RNA binding
Source: RefSeq, a predicted model, not a curated record